Molecule: messenger RNA, 1848 nt
Organism: Sorghum bicolor (sorghum)
Lineage: Eukaryota; Viridiplantae; Streptophyta; Magnoliopsida; Poales; Poaceae
Product: UPF0481 protein At3g47200
Exons: 1
Coding region: 87-1619 (510 amino acids)
Source: RefSeq, a predicted model, not a curated record
GCUGUUGGACUCUAGUGAAACCAUGCAUGCUAGCUGCAUGCAUAUAAUUAAGCUAGCUAGCUUAGCUUACGUGCAUCAAUCAGUGCAUGCAUGACAACGUCGAAUUCGAAAUGACUGUUCCGUGUUAUUACCCGUGUUCCCCAGUUUCCCAUCAAUCCAAUCCUCCAGCAGGCGGCGCCAUGGACACUAACACAAGAACGAUACUCGUCAUCGACGACAACCUUCCCGCCAUUGCCGAGAGGAUGGCCACGACGACGGCGAGGCUGGAGGCCGAUUUCUCCGAGGUGGAGACCAAGAUCCACCGGUUCCCCGGCAGCCUGCGAGGAAUCGGCGGCGACAACGGUCGCUACGUCGUCCCGAGCGUGGUGGCCAUCGGCCCGUACCACCACGGCGCGCCGCACCUGCAAAAGAUGGAGGAGGUGAAGCUCGCGGCGGCGUACUACCUCUGCCGGGCCUCGGGCCGCUCCACCGAUCAGGUGUACGAGAAGGUGCGCUCCGUCGCGGGCGCCGCCCGGGGCUGCUACGACGCCGACGACCCAGCGGUGGUGGGCCUCGGCGACGCCCAGUUCGCGGCCAUGAUGUUCCUCGACGGCUGCUUCCUGCUGCAGUACAUGGUCGCCGGCGGUGACGCCGACGACGACGACGCGACGCCACCCGUGCUUCAGAACCGGAUGACGCUGUCCACGGGGCCCAGUAUUCAGAAGGACAUCUUCCUGCUCGAGAACCAGAUCCCAUGGCUGGUGCUCGACGCGCUCGCCGAGUUCAUGUUCGUCGACGUGCGCGGGUUCGUCGUCGGGAUGGGCGACAAGUUCCUCCCCUGGAAGGGAAGGAUGAAGAAGAAGCCCAAGGAUGAUGGCCGCCGCUGCUGCCGCCGGGGGAUGCACUGUGGAUCAUGCAUCCCGACGACGACGGCGCUGGCCAAAACCGAUGAAGAAAGCCGCGGCGUCGGCAGCAGCAGCACCGAACAGCACAAGCCGCCGCCGCCGCCGCAUCUCCUCGGUCUCCUCAGGUUCACUCAGAUGAGCUGCAUGCCUGCUCAGGCGAAGAACUACAGGGGCGUGUCGUCGUCGUGGUCGAGCAGCGCCGUGGAGCUCGCGGAGAUGGGCGUCGUCCUGACGCCGAGCACGGAGGCCUGGUUCGGGGACAUGAGCCUCCAGCGGUGCUGCCUGUACGGCAAGCUGUCGCUGUCGCCGGUGUUCCUGAGCGACGUCACCGCGUGCUGGCUCGUGAACAUGGCGGCGCUGGAGGCGAGCACCGCCGGCGCGGCGAGGGACGACACGGACGGCUUCGUGGUGAGCUCGUACCUGUCGGUGCUGGCGAUGCUCAUGGACAGGAAGGAGGACGUGCACGAGCUCCGGCGGCGGGGCCUGGUGCACGGCGCCCUGAGCAACAAGCAGGCGCUGGGGUUCUUCAAGGGGCUCGGCCAGCACCUGCGCUUCGGCCGCCGCUACUUCGCCGCCCUGGAGGAGAUCGACUCGUACAAGCGCUACAGGUCGGUGAGGAUCAAAGUCUACAAGUUCGUCUACAAUAACUACAAGUUCAUCGCCGCCUUCCUGUCUGUCACCGGCGUCCUCAUCGGCAUCUUUAAGACCCUUCUCUCACUCCAGCGCCAUUGCUAAUGCUGCCUAUGAUAUAUUCAUAUAAUGUUGUUGUAUGGUACUAUAAGCUUCAGCCUAUAGAACCAUGCAUUGUUCAUGAUUGCCACUCGUGCAUGCAUAUUUUUCUUCUUUUUUUUUUGUUUACAAUAUACACAUCGAACACGCAAUGCAUGCAUGUGUUUACAAUACACAUGUAGCAAAAGUUCGAUUCUAAUCGUGUGGUUCGAAAAUAAGAAUAACCGUGUUUUUA